GUUUACUGUUGCUUUGGAUUAACCUUUCAACUCUCACGAUUAUCAGUUAAUUCAGUUAAUUGUUUAUUUGGCCUUUACAAAUCACUCGAAUUUAAAAAUUAACCUUUUUAAUUUGUCACACAAUCAACAACACCCAACGAUGAAUCCACAAUCAAAAAACAUUGUGACUGUUGAUUUUACAAUUGUUUAUGGUAAUUAAGGGUAAUCAUAAAGAUGGAUUAUUGUUAAUAAUGUCUGUUGUUAAUCAAUCGUUGGUGAGAUUGCAAAAAUGGAUUUUGCUGAUGAACCAAAUAUCCUUUUUAAUAAUCAUUUCGAUGUGAUUUUUGGGUUAUUUCAAUGUUAAUCCAAAAGUUAAUUUUUUCUAUUCGAUUGUUUAAUCAUAAUCAAUGUAAUCAAUUUAACUGUUUGUCAUGAGUUUCCAUACUUGUGGUCCAAAUGAAGCUUUAAUUGUCUCAGGUUGUUGCCAUUCGAGGCCUCAUAUGGUUGCGGGUGGUUGGGUAUUUGCUUGGCCUUUAAUUCACAAAGUACAAAGAAUAUCUCUUAAUUCAAUGACAUUGAUGAUUGAAAGUCCUCAAGUUUAUACUCAACAAGGUGUUCUCAUAUCAGUUACUGGUGUUGCUUUGGUAAAGAUACAAGGUCAAAAUGCCGAUAUGUUGAGAGCGGCAUGUGAACAGUUUCUUGGUAAAACUGAGGAGCAAAUAAUGACCAUAGCCCGAGAAACCUUGGAGGGACAUCAGCGAGCAAUAAUUUCCUCUAUGACGGUGGAAGAUAUUUACAAGAAUCGUAAGAGAUUUUCACGAAAAAUGUUCGAAAUGGCCUCAUCGGAUCUCGCUGAUAUGGGUCUUACUGUCAUCUCUUAUAAGAUUAAAGAUAUAACCGAUGAGCAAGGUUACCUUAAAGCAUUAGGAGUCGCCCGUAUAGCUGAGGUAAAAAGAGACGCUCGAAUCGGUGAAGCUGAGGCUCAACGAGAUUCGCUGAUCAAAGAAGCGUUAGCGGAACAGGAAAAGAUGAUCGUAAAAUACACAAUGGACGCUGAAAUAGCCAAGGCCGAAUGCGAGUUUUCUCUAAAAAAGGCCAUCUUUGAUAUCGAAAUUCAAGCUAAAAAAGCUGAAGCUGAUUCUUCAUUCCAUAUACAAACAGCCAAGAUGAAACGACUAAUUAAAGACGAACAGAUGACCAUUGAAUUAAUUGACCGAAGUCAACAAAUCGAACUACAAGAUCAAGAAACGAAGCGACGGGAAAAGGAACUCGAAUCAUCCGUUAAAAAAAUCGCCGAAGCCGAAAAAUACAAGAUUGAAAAACUUGCCGAAGCUCAUAGGAAGAAAAUGAUCGCCGAGGCAUCAGCUCAAUCUCAGUCGAUUAAAUUACUUGGAGCCGCUGAAUCAUAUUCGAUUGAGGUCAAAGCUAAGGCGGACACUGAACAAUUAGCUCGAAAGGCCAACGCUUACAAGGAAUACAACGACGCUGCCAAAAUCGAUAUGAUUCUGGAAACACUUCCGAAGUUAACUGCUGAAGUAGCUGCUCCAUUGGCUAAUUGUAAAAAGAUAACUAUGAUUUCAUCUGGAGAUGGAUCAGUUGGUGUAACUAAAUUAACUGAUGAAGUUUUUGGUAUUGUUAACAAUGUAAAUUCAAUGGUCACAGGAUUCAGCGUUCCCGUUAAUCUGAGACAAAAUUGAUCAUAAAAUUCAUAUCAUCUAAUAGUAAUCGUAACAAUUUAUUGAUUGUUAUUUUUUAAAUCGCAAUUGUAGAUAAUGUUUUAAAAUUUUAUCGAUGUUUUUGUACUUUUCAAGUUUAAUAAUCGUCUAAAUUGUAUAAUUAGAAUGAUUAAAUCAUUAAUCAACAACAA
Messenger RNA from Panonychus citri (citrus red mite), 1846 nucleotides. RefSeq names its product flotillin-1-like. The coding region runs from base 411 to 1676 and encodes 421 amino acids. NCBI's taxonomy places the organism in Eukaryota, Metazoa, Arthropoda, Arachnida, Trombidiformes, Tetranychidae. Gene Ontology annotation, cellular component: plasma membrane. The transcript has 5 exons. Gene Ontology annotation, biological process: protein kinase C signaling; protein localization to plasma membrane; regulation of receptor internalization. The record is from RefSeq and is a predicted model, not a curated record.